Molecule: messenger RNA, 257 nt
Organism: Symbiodinium sp. CCMP2592
Lineage: Eukaryota; Dinophyceae; Suessiales; Symbiodiniaceae
Source: the annotation of a GenBank genome assembly
GGCCCCAGAAAGAAAGCCGCCAAGAAGGCGACAGCGGCCGAGGACAAGGAGGCCAAGAAGGCAGAGGCCGAGGGUGACGAGAAGGCCAAGCAGGCCGAGAACGACCAGCAGGGGCCCGCAAAGAAAGCCAACAGGGCAAGAGCGGCCGAGGACAAGCAGGAAGCGGACUUCCGGGAGUGCUUCGCGAUUCUCAACUCUGCGAAUCUCGUCGAGUUUUUUCCGCCAACCCUGGAGGAGUUCCUGGAGUCUGGGAGAAA